This is a messenger RNA of Striga hermonthica, 358 nucleotides long. The record is from the annotation of a GenBank genome assembly. Lineage: Eukaryota; Viridiplantae; Streptophyta; Magnoliopsida; Lamiales; Orobanchaceae.
UUAUCGCAUUAAGUCUUCUUCUUUGUUGAGUAAAUGCGUGGAAGAACUUGGUAUUCCCAUCUCCUUCUUUCAGCCAAUGCAAUCUGGAUUUUUGGAGCCAGAAAAUCUCUUCCUGUUGAUGAGCUUUCUCCAAGUCUUUUCUAGUGUUAUUCCAUUCUUCCCAGGAAGAAUCAGCUUUAUUAGCUCUAAUGUUCUCCAGCUUUUUAGUGAGAGUUUGAAUGACAAUUUGAUUUUUUGUUCUGAACUGCGAACUCCAUAUAAGAGGAGCCAUUCUAGUAUUUUUGAUUUUCUCUUUCAACUUAUAAAACGGUGUUCCGUGAACUGGUUGAGACCAAGCCUGGGCAACAACUUGAGAGAA